This is a messenger RNA of Lycium ferocissimum, 1145 nucleotides long. Its product is annotated as flavin mononucleotide hydrolase 1, chloroplatic. NCBI's taxonomy places the organism in Eukaryota, Viridiplantae, Streptophyta, Magnoliopsida, Solanales, Solanaceae. The transcript has 7 exons. The coding region runs from base 304 to 921 and encodes 205 amino acids. The record is from RefSeq and is a predicted model, not a curated record.
AUCGUGUAAUGACAACCAGAAACGGCACAGCAAAAAUAUACACAAAUGACUAAUACAGCUCCUUCCUCUUGGCCAAAAUUUAUACAUUAAAAUCUUGAAGAAACAAAGAAAAUCCAAAAUUCUAUAUGGCUUUAUUGAUAUCAUGCAGACCAUCUGUUUCUAAUAUCAGUUUCCCUUUUAUAGUUAAAAGAACAUCUUCUAAUAAAUCUACAAAAAUGGUUUUUUUCAGUAACAAUAUUAGUUGCAGUGCCACGUCAUCAUCAACAAUGGUAGCUAAAAGAAAGUUUCCAAUAUUGCUUUUUGAUGUUAUGGAUACUAUUGUUCGUGACCCUUUUUACCAUGAUGUCCCUGCCUUUUUCAGAUUUUUUAUUCAGAAUGCCAAUGAAGGAAUUGCUGGAAUGCAAGCAUCCAACUGCCUGGAUUGAGUUUGAAAAGGGUCUUAUCUCUGAGGACGAGUUGAGUAGGAAAUUCUUCAUGGAUGGAAGAUCUUUUGAUAUACAAGGCCUCAAAAACUGUAUGAGAAGAGGAUAUUCCUACCUUGAAGGUGUUGAAGGAUUACUGCAUUCUUUGAAAGAAAAUGGCUAUGAAAUCCAUGCUUUCACAAAUUAUCCCAUCUGGUUCCAAAUGAUUGAGGACGAGCUAAAACUCUCGAAUUACCUAUCUUGGACAUUUUGUUCCUGCGUAUUUGGAAAACGGAAACCUGAUCCUGAUUUUUAUUUAGAAGUUGUAAAGCAUCUCAAUGUAGAAGCUUCCAACUGUAUUUUUGUUGAUGACAGGAUGAAAAACGUUGAAGCUGCAAUUGAACUAGGACUUAAAGGUCUUCAAUUCAAGAAUGCAGAUUUGUUGCGGAAGGACUUGUCUCUCCUUGGUGUCGAUUUAUCAACAAGCGAAAGUCAAGAUCUGACUGAAUGUUCAUCAUAAGGAUUUGUUGUGAAUUCAUGAUAGUUCUGUUUGUUAAAGGAUCCAGAUGAUUUUUCAACAUUUUGUCUUCAGAAAUCAGUCCUCAAAGCAACAGAUUUUAGCAUUAUGUUAGAGUUUUAGUUCAUAAAUGAAAAACCACUCUUUCCUCUCUCUAUGGAGUGAAAGGAAAGCAUUAUUUUGUAACUAGAAGUGUACAAGGCAUAGAUGUUUUCCUCCUCGUUUCU